AUGAAGGUAGAUUUAUGGACAAUUCUACCGCAAGAAAUAUGGAUUAACAUCCUCGGAAGACUUCCAGCUAAAAGUGUUUUCAGGUGCAAGUUUGUUUGCAAAUCAUGGGGCGAUAUGAUAGAAGGAGUUGACUUUUCAGAGUCGUAUAUUCCAAAACCAUGCUUAUGCCUGGCUUUUGGACAUGAGGACACGGGAUACGAAGUCUACGAUGAGACGUGCAAGCCACUUUUCCGAUUCCAGUUGGCUCAACCAGCUUUUACUCACAAGCACAGUUGCGUUGUGAUUGAUUCAGUCGAUGGUUUGCUUUUUGUGUGGGACAUGAGCCGUAAUUAUGAGCUUAUUCCUUGCAUAGUCAAUCCAAUGACUCGUGAAUAUAUCAGACUUUCUCAUUUGCCCAUACACAGGUUUAUUUACGGAUUUGGAGUGAGUAAAUUAAGUGGACAGUAUAAGAUUUUAUUAGGCGAUCGAUGGAAGCCACGUCAUGUAUACACUUUAGGACCAGAAGUGUUGUUGAGAAGCAUUAGAGAAGAAGUAAAAACAUGUAGACUGGAUGGUAAUGGUGAUGCUAAGUUUUUGAACGGAAAUCUUCACUGGUUGGCAGAUUAUCCCGACUUGGUUUGUUGCUUUGAUCUUGAAACCGAGCUCUUAACCACUUUUUCUCACCCUCCUCGAGUUCAUCAUGGUUAUAGAGGCCGCAUAUAUGGUGGAUAUGGGCUAUUCAUUUUGGAGGAUUUGCUAUGUUUAUGCGAUAUUUCAGAUGAUUUGCAUGUUGUUAUUUGGAGGAUGAACAACUAUGGAGAUGCGAAUUCUUGGAUAAAGGAAUAUAUCUUCGACCAACAACCAUAUAUUAGUGAAACUGGUCGGCCAAAUAUCCUUAAUUAUGUUUUGCCACUCAAAGUUUUGGAAAAUGGUGACUUGUUGUUCACUGUGAAUACUGAUAAACGACUAUUUAUCUACACCAAAGAUGCGGACGCUGUUGAGACAUAUGGUCUUCUUCAACGUUCUACUUUUUGUUCUUUUUCAAAUAUCAUCAUUUAUAGGCCAACGUUUCGUUCUCUCAAAAGCAUGGGUAUUCUCAAUGUUGGGUCAUCAAGUUUUUAUUAG
Salvia hispanica is the source of this 1104-nucleotide messenger RNA. RefSeq names its product putative F-box protein At1g14315. The record is from RefSeq and is a predicted model, not a curated record. Lineage: Eukaryota; Viridiplantae; Streptophyta; Magnoliopsida; Lamiales; Lamiaceae. Gene Ontology annotation, molecular function: protein binding.